CAUAGGGGCGGUGCGGUGGGGCGAGAAGUCUGGUAGAGGCAGUGAGGGGCCAGGCAGCAGGCAGCGCCCAUCAUGGUGGACAGCGGCACCUUACCUGCUCACUCGCUGCCUCCGCACACUCGUUGCUGUCGUCCCAGUUAUUUUGGUAGCACAUUGUGAAGCCAGUAGACAAGAGGGCCUUGAGGAGUAGUGAAGAGGAAAGGGAGAGAAAAUAUUGCAGCACCACCACCACCAUCAAAAGCAGAAACACUAUGGCAGAUGAGUGUGUUGUAUGUGGGGAAGCAGAGGAAGGAAAGCCCCUCUACAAGAAACUUGGUUCAGGAGAGUUCAAUGUGGAGGUGAUCACAGCACUCAAAGCCUUGCAGAUGGUGAGCAUUCCAGAAGCAGCCAAGAACACCAGCUACAUUUGUUGGGACUGUGACGAGCUUAUUGUGGAGCAGUAUGAUAGGUACCUUCGGGAGCAACAGGCAGCAGCAGUGGUACAGAAGCAGUCAAAGAAGCAGCAGCAGCAGCAAAGCAAGAAAAAGAAAAAAUCCAAACCAAGCAAACUGAAGCUGAAGAUCUCCAAGGAUGCCAAGAGAGAGAGUAAGUGGGGCAUAAGCAAGCCUCAGCCACAGAAACAGAGCACCAAGAAGCCAGGCAUUGUUGCUGAUAGUAGCACCAGUACUGUUGCAACCACCCUCUCCAAAACUAAACGACUAGAACAGCAGCGUGCCACCAAUGCUUACCAUUCUUCCCAUUGCCUUAUGUGUGACAACAAUUUUGAGACGAGACGCAUUUAUCAACGCUUUUCCCUCAAGAACAGAAUCAAUGAUGAAAUGGACAUUGCACAAGUGAUGGAGGUACUAGGCUUAGCAAGACACGUUGCUCCUGAAUUGAAGGCACGCAGGUUUGUGUGCAACCCUUGCUUCUUUAUCAUCCGCCGCAACUACAAGGACAAACUAAUGAAGGAGGUGUCAGAGGAUGCCAAAACUAUACCCUUGUCUCCAGCCAUAAGUAACCUCAGCUCUCAGGGAACCAUUCACCGCGCCACCACCGAGGAGCAUGCUGCCGAGAUUGCCAAGUUGCUACCUCCUGACCUGGCCGAGUGUUAUAAAAUAGUGACUGAAAACCCAGUGAAUGUAAGACAGGAGACACCAAGUGCUUCAGAGAAAGGUCUUGCUGAUGGAAGUGGUUGUCAGAUAGAUGAAGAAGAGCAAGACUAUGAGGAAGGGAAAAGAGAACAGGACAAUGAUGAUGAUGGUGGUGUGGUGGAGGAGGAGGAGGAGGAAGAAGAAGAAGAAGAAGAAGAAGAAGAAGAAGAAGAAGAAGAAGAAGAAGAAGAGGGAGCCUUACAAGUGUCCCAAGAUGAACAUGGUAAUUACUUUAUUGAUAUUCCUGACAAAGGGGACGCUUUAGAAAACAACAAAGUCCUCACUGAACAAGAGGAACAGGCAGCUGUUUUUCAGACUGCCCGGAGGAAGAAGAAUGUAUUGCUGCCGAGAAGGAUGCACAAACACCUCUCCUUCAGUCCUCAGGCAACACCAUACAAGCACACCAAUGUCCCUGGUGAAGACAAUGGGGAGAACAAGGCAGUGGAAGAGUACGAGAAGAGCUCAUCCAUCUCCAUCUCAACAGUUCAGGAUUGCAGCAGGAAGUGUAACAUCUGUGGCAUUACUAUUACAGGCAAACCCUCUAGCUGGUGGCACACCCUUGCCAGUCCUCUGGAUGGCUUGGAGACCAUCAAUGUCACCACUGCCCUCAAGUUGCUGGAGACUUGCUUGACCAGCCUCAGCCAGAGUAUGCAGGAGGAUCAAUCUGUGUGUCUCCCUUGCUACACCAAAGUAUCUACAGGAAUGAAGUCCCAGGUGGUGCAGAGGAUUGCGCGCCACAAAAACAUAGAUGUUAGUGAAGUGAACCUGUCACGAGUGAAGGUGCGAAUGGUGGCCAAGGAAUGCCCGCAGCUGGGUGAAGUGUUUGGCCAACAGGAGAGGACCAGCAAAGCAGCCAAAUCUUCAGAAAUGGUGAGGUCAAGUGAGAGGUCAACAGAGAGCCAUGCCCCCCAAGUCAUUUCAGAGGAGAGUGGUGACGGUGAGAAGGAAAACAUGGAUAUUGAGAAACACAGUCACAAGAGAAAACUUAGUGAAGAAAAUGUAUUCCCUGACAAAAAGAGGAAGUUGUGCGAAAGUGACGUGGAUGUGACAACGGUUUUGAGUGUCCAUGAUGGCGAGGCAAAGUCCAGUCGGGAUUAUGCUAGUUCAAGUGCACUACCAGUCUUCUCUCCCAGAGGUGGCAAAAGGAUUCAUUGUUUUAGAGGAAGGAAUGGAAGGUUUUUGAAAAAGGCAGUGACAGAGAUGUUUAGUGUUGCAGAGGACCCACAGUCACAGCAGGUAGGGACUCUUGUCACUGGUGGCCAUGAAGAGAAGACACCUGUGCUACAAGGAUCUCCAGAAAGAGUGAAAAAAGCAAAUAAAGAGUGCAAAGAGACAGAACCUUUGGUAAUUCUGAAAGAUCUCAAGUUUGUGUUGCCUCGAGAAGCUUUUAGUGGAAAGGCAGUGUCAUCUCAUAAGAUAGAAAGCAUCAUGGAACCUUCAAGACUACUUUCAUCUGAGCAGCCAUUAUCUUCUUGCAGUGAGCUAGACACUAACUCAUCUCCUCUACAACUUGUCUUCAAUGCCCUGUCUACCUACCAUCCUCUGCCAAGUAUCAGCAGAGAGAUAGCUCCAGCAGCCAACACCCCAGAGCACGCACCUUCUAAAGUGAAUGGCUGCUGUGUGGUGUGUGGUGUCAAAUAUUUGGUACCUCUCAGUUGUUGGCACAGCGUGGAGGAAAAUAUCCGGCCUCCUACGCUGCUGGUACCUGUCCGAUGGGUGUGCAUCUCUCUGGCUGUUCCCCUCCCUCAGGUCUCUACAGAGGAUGCUCACCUUGCCAGGGUGUGCAAGAGCUGCUUUGAGCGGCUUGGGGAUCAGUUUGAAGUGUUUGUGAAGAGGAAGGUGGGAGAGUCAUGUGGGCUGGAGGCUGAGGCUGUGGAUUUGUCAGAAUACUUGUUCACCUUCAACACGCAAACCAUGAACCUGGAGGCUGACCCAAAGCAGCAGUCAUACAUUCAUGAAUUUGAGGACGUAGGACAGCUGCUUCAAAGAAUACAAGUACUGGUGGAGCAGUUCAGCAUGGAUGAGGUGAUUGGCGAAGGUAAACGUCAGCCAUUGCAGGAGCAGCACUUCUCUGUGUGGUUGGUAUUGGUGAUGAAUGAGCUCAGGAUGCAGGUGGGAGCUGCUAUUGGAGAUCUAGCCUGCUGGCUGGCAGCCCUUAUGCCUGUGACCAUGUAUGACAGUGGGUUGAGGCCAUGCCCUAACAACCUGGCCUCCUUCCUGCUCAACACCAGCCAGUGCUCCAAAGCCCUGACAGGAGAUAUCCUGGAAGGACCAAUUCCUGCAUGGAUUUUUGUAGGUACUGACACUAGUCAGGCAGGUACAGUGCAGGACAGCAGAAAUGUAGGUGAAGAAUUGUGCUGGGAAGACUUCUUGCUGCAUGUGAACCUUGAUGCUUUAGUGGGAGGCAAAGCCACCCCAGUGUCAGCAGUGCACUUCACACAGGGGCUCGUGUAUGCUGUGUGGCGCACCUCUCAGCUACUUGGAGAGGGAGAGCAUCAGGUGGUGGACUGGCUAAGACAGCUCUCCCCACUCCCUCUCACUAAGGAACAGCUGGAAAGUCUGGUCACAAUGAUGGGACAGCUGCACAAUCAUCUUGAGGAUCAUCCUGAAGACAUUCAUGAACUACAGCAUGCAGUCAUUCCACAGUUACAAAGGGAACAUUUGAAAGCACAAAACUUAUCCCGACCCAAUGUUCCAGCCUACAGCAGUCAUGUGGUAGGAGAAGACACAGAUGGUGUUGAGAUUCACAAUACUUGCAAAAAUAAUACCGAGUCAAAGAAAGAUAAAAGGCUUGCUCACUAUCCCAAGAAAGCAUCAGUAAUGAAAAAUAGAAAAGAAUGUCCCACAUUCAAACACAAAAAAUCUAAGAGAUUUAAAUCAAAUAAUUCAGAGAUGCACAUAAAAGCAUCAAAGAGUGAUGACAGCAAUAAGGAAAUGGUCAUCAGUCCAGCCCAGGCCAUACCAUCAGCAGGAGACACACACACUUCUUGUCUUCCACACCCAAAUGACUCCAAUGCAACUCCUGCUCAAUCUCAAUCUGAAUCUUUGCAGGAUGUUUCCAUUGCUCACAAACCAAUUAAUGGAACUGCCAUUUCUGUGCCAGACCCAUCAUUCUCAUCAAAGGCUUUAGAGAAGACUGUAGCCAAUGAUGAGUUUGCAUCCAUCACUGGAAUCUAUGAAGAAACUGCACUCACUGUUCAGUCUGAUGAGGCUUUACCUGCCAGCAGAACCCCACAGCAAAGUAUUAGUAAGUCACCUGAGGAAGUGAUAUCUGUUAAUGAAACAUCACAACACACUACUGUCAGUGUAACUUUAGAACAAACUACUCAAAAUACUGGUGAAGAAGUUACAUCCGUCAUUGGAACAUCAGAACAAACUAGUGAAAAAGUUACAGUUGUCAGUGGAACUUUAGAAGAGACAGUAACCAUGAUUGGAACUUCAGAACAAACUACAGCCACUUCUGGGUCUGAUGAUGCUGAGACAGUUGCCAUCACUGAAUCCUCUGAAAGAAUUGUUUCUACCAGUGAAGCCUCAGAAAUUACCACAGCCAUUCCUAGGUAUGCUGAAGAGAUUGCUGCCUUCAGGAGUACCUUUGAAGAUAAUGUAGCUAUCAAUGAAACCUUGGAAGUGACCACCACUGCUAAGCCUGCUGAAGACACUCAGGUCGUCAUUGAAACCGCAAAGAAGAAUGAAAGCAUUACUGAGGCCAUUGAAGAUGCUGUUACCACACAUGAGCCUACUGAUGAGUCUGAUACUGUCAGUGGAACCUCAGAAAAGAUUGCAUUGAGCAAAGGGACCUUGGAAAAAACUGCAACAACUAGUGGAACUUAUGAUAAAAUUGUGAUGACUAGUACAACCUCAGAAGAUAUGCUGACCACUGGAACCUCAGAAGAGAUAGCAGUUGUUUGUAAAACUGGUGAAAAGACUGCAGUUGUCAGUGGAACCUCAGAGAAGAUAGCUUUGUCCAGUGGAAUCCCAGAAAAAGCCUCAGUGAUGAGUGGAUCCUCAGAAAAGACUGUCUUGGUCAGUGGAGUCUCUGAGAAGACAGUAUUGGACAGUGAAACUUCAAAGGAGAUUGGACUGACUACAUCAGAAGAGGGAGUAAUACCAAAUAAAUGUCCUGAAGAGACCACAGCCAAUGAAGGCUCUUUUCACUACACUCAUACAAAUACCACUCUGCUUGCUGCAGAGGUGACUGCUUCCUUAACAUCUGCAAAAGAAAGUGCAGUUAUCAGUGAAGUCACAGGAAAUGCUGCUGCCAUUCCUGAACCUUGUGAAGAAACAUGGAGCACCAAUGGAAUCCUUAAAGAGACCAGUGCUCCUUUUGAACCCACAAGAAAGAUUGAAGUUGAUGCAGCAUCUGCAGAAGUGAUUGCAGGAACCAUUAAGGAGUUUCCAGCUUCCCUUCAGCAUCCUCAAGAACCUUUGACUAAUGCUGAACUUGACCACAAUGCCAAGACCACUUGUAAGUUUCAACACGACACUUCACUCGCCACUCAAGCAGCUAGCGCUGUGUGUGUGUCUUCAGGACAAAGAGAAGUGUUACAUGAUCAUUGUGAAGAGAUUGCAAGUACAGCUGUGCAUACCACAGAGAUUACUACUGCCAACACUAGACCUUCCACUGGUCAUGGAAAUGUUACCACUACAACCACUGAUUGUCACACCACAGAUAACAAGGUGGAUGUUAUCAUGACCACCACUCAACAUAUACCAUCUUCAUCCUUUGCUACCAACAUGCUCACCACAUCAGCCACAGAGGAUGCUACCAGCACCACUCUGGUAAUUGAUGGUCCACAAGAGACAGUACCUAUAAGUUUGAAAGUAGGGAACUCAAAUACACAGAUGAGUGAAUGUGAUGACAUUUUCAUUAAAACUGUGGGAUCUUUCACUGCCUUGGACUCAACGCGUGGCAAGAUCUGUGCAGACACAACCUUGGACUCAACGCCUGGCAAGAUCUGUGCAGACACAGCCUUGGACUCAACACCUGACAGAUGUGCAGACACAGCCUUGGACUCAACACCUGGCAAGAGCUGUGCAGACACAGCCUUGGACUCAACGCCUGGCAAGAUCUGUGCAGACACAGCCUUGGACUCAACACCUGACAGAUGUGCAGACACAGCUUUGGACUCAACAUCUGGCAAGAGCUGUGCAGACACAGCCUUGGACUCAACACCUGGCAAGAGCUGUGCAGACACAGCCUUGGACUCAACACCUGGCAAGAGAUGUGCAGACACAGCCUUGGACUCAACACCUGACAGAUGUGCAGACACAGCCUUGGACUCAACACCUGACAGAUGUGCAGACACAGCCUUGGACUCAACACCUGGCAAGAGCUGUGCAGACACAGCCUUGGACUCAACACCUGGCAAGAGCUGUGCAGACACAGCCUUGGACUCAACACCUGGCAAGAGAUGUGCAGACACAGCCUUGGACUCAACACCUGACAGAUGUGCAGACACAGCCUUGGACUCAACACCUGACAGAUGUGCAGACACAGCCUUGGACUCAACACCUGACAGAUGUGCAGACACAGCCUUGGACUCAACACCUGACAGAUGUGCAGACACAGCCUUGGACUCAACACCUGGCAAGAGCUGUGCAGACACAGCCUUAGACUCAACACCUGGCAAGAGAUGUGCAGACACAGCCUUGGACUCAACACCUGACAGAUGUGCAGACACAGCCUUGGACUCAACACCUGGCAAGAGCUGUGCAGACACAGCCUUGGACUCAACACCUGGCAAGAGCUGUGCAGACACAGCCUUGGACUCAACACCUGACAGAUGUGCAGACACAGUCUUGGACUCAACACCUGGCAAGAGCUGUGCAGACAAAGCCUUGGACUCAACACCUGGCAAGAGCUGUGCAGACACAGCCUUGGACUCAACAUCUGACAGAUGUGAAGACACAGCCUUGGACUCAACACCUGGCAAGAGCUGUGCAGACACAGCCUUGGACUCAACACCUGGCAAGAGCUGUGCAGACACAGCCGUGGACUCAACACCUGAAAAGAGCUGUGCAGACACAGCCUUGGGCUCAACAUCUGACAAGAGCUGUGCAGACACAGCCUUGGACCCAACACCUGAAAAGAGCUGUGCAGACACAGUCUUGGACUCAACAUCUGACAAGAGCUGUGCAGACGCAGCCUUGGACUCAAUGUCAGACACAGCCUUGGAUUUAAUGUCUGACAAGAGCUGUGCAGACACAGCCUUGGACUCAACGCUUGACAAGAGCUUUGCAGACACAGCCUUGGACUCAAUGCCCAACAAGAGCUGUGUAAACAACUCCAAGCAACAAUCUAUGGUGAAAUUAUUGUCAGAUGAAGUGUUUAGGAAAACUUCUGGCCAAGCCGCAAAUCAUAAAUCAAAAGUAAUUUUGAAGAAAACAAAUGAAUAUGACAAACUUCGUGCCUUGGGUACAGGUCCAGAAACACAGAUAGAGUUAGAGCAGAAGAAUGAAAAUUAUGUCAAUAAUUUGAAGCAGAAUGGCUCAAGUCCCAGUGGUAAAAGGAAGUCCAGUGGGACAAGCAACAACACUACAGCCAAGGUUCACAUUGUGGCUGUAGCCAAAAAGGAGAGUAACACACCACAUCAAGUAGAGGACACUGUUGUGCAUGGCAUGGAAAAGAGUAGUGUGCAAAUCAUUCAGAAUUACAAGAAUGACUCGCCUGAAAAGAAUGCAGUGCUGCCUUGCAAAAAUUCCAAAGACAUUGAAGUGUUAUCAAAGAAAAAGAAAGUUCCUCAAGAAUUACCUCUAAUUUUACACAGCAGUAAACCAUCGCUACACAGAAGUGAAAGGGUUUGCAUCAAAGUCUUCUCUUCCAAGGCUAAGACCUUAACACAAGAAAAUUGCACUAAGAAUUUGGUUAGAAAUAAAAAAGAAAGUGUGUGGCUUUAUCAAAACCCUUGUAAAGAGAGGUUAAAACAAAAGAAAGAAGGUAAGACAAGCCAUGGCCCACCACCACUUGACUUGGCAUAUCACCAAGAAGACAGGGAGAGUAAUAAUAACACUGCGAUCUCUUCUCUGUCAUCCCCAAAGCCGUCUUGCAAAAAUGAAGUAAGGCUUGCCAGUGCUAGUCAUAUCAAAGAUAAGCUAAAGCACAGCAGUAGUAGAAGUGAAAAAUAUAAAUUGGAUAUUAAUAAUUGUACUAUUCCAAAGGCGAAUGAAAGUGUUCCAGUCCUGAAAAGUUCCGAAGACAAAAACUCUUGUGCUGAGGGAACUUCAGGGAGGCAUCAUAAAGUUUCUAGUACAAGUGUUAAGAAAGCUAAAAACAAGAAUAUAGAAAACAGUUACAACAAAGAAACAGUAGAUGAAACACCAGAAAAUUCUAGAGAUGGAAAGAAAUGUACAAAUAAACAGUACCAUAAACCAUUAACUCCAAAAAGUGCAAAGGUUGAGUUGGAUGAUAAAAAGAAAGGCUUUGAAAAAACAAGAGACAAGUCUCUAAUGUUUGAAGAAAACAAACUGUUAAAGAAAAGCAAGCUUUCUUCUCCUGUAAGUGGACCAGAAAGAUGUGUGAAUAAAACUGUGCCAGGUGUGACUCCAAACAAGCAAGGCACACCUUGCAAAAAGCCAAAGGAGAAGAAACAGAAGCUUACCUUUGAGGAGCUCAUGAAUUAUGAUGCCAGCAGCCUUGGCCAUUCCUAGGUACAGUACAGUACCUGGUAACCUUAGUGUACAAACCCAUGUAAAUGUUGUACAGUUCAUUGUGUCUUAAGGUGUGUAGGCUUCCUUGAAAUGUAUUUCUCCAGACAACUCUGUUUAUGCAUUUAGUUUUAGAAGUAAGCAUUUUAAGGAAACAAAAGAAUUUUGAAUUACUUUUGCUGUGAAUGAAUGAGACAGCCACCCAUACAUGCAUGCAUAUUGCACUAUUUCAUCACUCAUUCACAUAUUCAGCAAAGAUUUUGGUCUGUAACAUUAAACAUAUUAUUUGUUAAUACUGUAAUGCUAUCAAUUUAACUGUGGUUAGGUAAGAAAUUCCACACAAACUAAAAGGCUGCUCAUUUUUAUUGCCCCAUAUAACAGUGUUCUAAGUCCGAGUCUAAGUUUAGUUCAGGAAGAUUAUAGCCAUAAGGGGAAAUUAAGACUUAAUUAGUUAGGACUUUGUUGUCUAUCCUUACUCCUAAUCCUCUGAUCAUCUGUACACAAACUCUGUUAUCUAUAUCAUCACCAUCUGAUGCUUUCAGCAAAUGUAAAUCCUCUUCCAAGACAGGUUACCACCAGACUGAUCCUGCAAACUAUCACCCCAUCUCUAACAUCAUUUCCUUUCAAAAUUUUUGAAUGCGUAAUGCACAAAUGUAAUUAAUCAUCUUGAUCCAAAACAACAUCCUUAAUACACAUAAAGGUUUUUUACCUAAAUGCUCAUGUGAAAUACAACUAAUUAGCACAUUUUACAACAUUACACAACAACUUGACUGAUAUGACAUGUGUACUUGAUUUUGCCAAAGCUUUCAAAAAGUCUCUUACAAGAUACUUACAUGUAAAUUGAAAUAGUACUACUAUUUUUGGGCCACUUCAAUGGACUUAUGUGUAAGAUCAUAAGCAAUCAAAUUAACAUUGAUUCACAAUUGUACCUACAUAGAACAAACAUUGUACUACACGCUUGUAACACACAUUCAAGCACAACAAGCAUAAACAUACUAACAUUGAUGUGUACAACCAUUCAUACUUGGCAUGUACUAGUACCAUGAAAGGCUGGAACAAACUUCCCCAAUGUAUUUUAGACUGGCACAAUAGACACAUUUUCUAAAGGCAGGUUCACAUGAGUUAAUAUGCAGCUGAAAUUGCAAGUUGGUAGAAGUAUUGACUGAGAUCUUCUAAUCUGAACAUGGUCACACAGCGACUGGGGAGUAUCAGCUGGUGGGUGGGAAGUGAAUGUAAACGAACAGCUACCCAACAAAAUGUCUUCCUCUGGUGACGAUGACAAUUGCAAUCUAAUUAAAUCAUCACAAGUUUUCAAUCAUCACCUCCAACAACACCCUGCUUAGAGGGAAACAGUUCUUAGAAAUUGGCAAAUUAGCUUAUGCAAAUCAAAUGUUGAUUUGCAUAAGCCUUUUUUUGUUGUAUAAUUCAUUUUUAGGGCCCCUGAUGUGCUUUUUCCCUCACUAACUCCAACAUUCUACAUCUGGACACCAUAUUUUCAAACCUUUCUCUGUGACAUUACAAUAUAAACAAAUUCAUAAAAUGACUGAACAAGACCACAAAUUGGUCUUGUUUUGCAACUGGUUUCUCCAGUUGCUUGGCACCAAUAUUCAGUUGGAAACUCUACCAACUUCCAAUUUCAGUCACAUAUUGACACAUGUGAACCCACCUUAAUAAAGUACACACUCACUCAUCAUAAUUCAACAUACACCUAAACACACAUGACACAUUGGAUUAACUUCCCUCCUUUCCAUACUUGUCCCUUUCCCCUCCUCAUCAGCUAACUCAGCAUGUGUAUUAUGCUCUAGCUGUGGUGCCCUGUACAUUUAUGCUCUCAAUUACCACCACAAAUGUUGAUAUCUGUAAUUGAGUACCUGGGUUUUUUUUUUUUUUUUUUUUUUUUUUUAUUAAUUUUCUAUAUACAGUAUUCAUUUUAUUUACCUUAUUGAUUGAUUUUUCUAUUUAUUGUUAAUUUAUUUAUGUAUUUAUUUAUUUUUAGACUAAUAAUAACAUUGUGUAUAAGAAACUAAGUUGUGAACAAGCAUUAGUGUGGUGAGUGAACAGCUUAAGGAAUGCCACACACAUGGUAGAGCAUAACAAUGCAUGUCAGCCUAUGUGAUUCAGUAGGCAGAGCUAGGUACAAAAUUUAUAUAAUUCUUGUUAUUACUAGUAUUCAAGUAUGAUUUGAUGGUUUAUUUAGAAAAUAAUGCACGGUCAGUUAUGAAAUAUAUGUGCUCCUUGAUGCAAGUUCCCUGGGAUUUAAAGUGAUCAAGUGCAGUAUAUGUACAAACCUUUUGUUUAUUUGUAUUGGCAGCACUCUGGGUAGUACAGUGGUAACGCGCUGGCCUGCCAUUGCUAAGGUCGGCAGAUCAGGUCUGGCUCAGGCUCAUGAUUUUAAGCUGUUUAAAUACUGGAAGGUUACUGCGGUGGUUAGGCUGCCACAGUGGAAAGUUGGGUUCACCUGGCUGAUGUUCUGGAGAGUAUCAGAUGUGAUGCAUACCAGAACUAAAACCAAUGAAUUUUAACUUUUUAACAUAUCUUAUUAGUUUCACUUUAUAUGUGGCAUCUCAUAUUAGGUAUAUGUUUAGUGUGGAAGGAAAGCUUUAUGAUAAAAAUGGAGAAAAAAAAGUGUUAUUUUGAAAAAUUCAUGAACCCACAAGCAGAUAGGAAAGAAAUUUCUCAGAGUUUUUCUUAUAUAUUCCAGGUCUUCCAAAGAUUUCUUAGUCUGUUGUUAUUUUUCAUAUUUCUUCUAUAUUAUUGCUAUGAUACAUGUUUUGCAAGGAGGAUAUGUGUGUCAUUCUUCAUGCAUUCAGACAUUAAUUUUUAAUGAUGUAAAGGAAUAGUUUUUGGGGAGAGGUAAAGGAGAAUGCAGUUGUUUAAUAAAGAUGUAUUGCCAAUAGAAAUGUGAAGUUAGUUCAAUACAAAAAUAUCUGCUCACAAACUGUAUAUAGCAUUAUUGAAGAAUUGGCUGUUGCAGAUCUAGUUCAGUGAUCUCCAUUCAAGUAAUGGAUUAAUACGCUUGUCCUAUCUCUCUGUCUGUAAUGAUCUGUCCAACUGUCCCGAACAUAUGUUCCCCAAGAGCUUUACCAAGGAUGGCUGUGAGGGAGUUGUAAACUAACACAGAGCAGAAUGAAAGAUGUUCAAAUAAUAAAUAUCACACAUUGUAUCUUAAUUCUGUCUAAAAGAAAAAGCUAAUCUAAUUUAGACCUAAUAGAUAAAUCCUCAAUUAUUAGUAUAUCCUCUCUCUGAGGGAACAUACUCCAAAGGAUGGUUAGGAGUAAACAUCUUCCACCUUUCUCUUCUUGCUUUCCCAAGGAUCCUACCUUCUCUUACACUUAUUUCAUAUGUAAUCCUUUACCCUUCUACCUUCCAAGUGGCCUUUCUUUCUUUUUAGGAUAUUCAUCUUCAUUUAUUCUUUUAUAAAUCUAUCUCCAGGAUAUCCCUUUAUAUAACCAUUUUACUUUUUUCCAUUCAUUCACCUCAGUUUCUAUUUGUUGAUUUACCACUGCUAGAAGCAUCUUUUUCACUCUGCAAGCAACACAAUAUCAUUUGCAGACAUGCUGCCAAAGCCAUCCAUCCCAUUCUUAGUUUAGCACCAACAUUACCCACCAAGUUUUCACCACUUUUAUACACCUAUCAUAAAAAUAAUUAACUUAGGAAUAUAACAAAAUACAUUACUCUCUUACACCUACUUUUAUUGUAAGACCAAGCUCCCCUCCACCUUCACACUAGCAUUUGCCUCUGUAUAAUUAAGUCUUUAUUCCUUGUAACAAUUAUGAAUUUUAGAAACAUUCCAGAGAGCUUCCCUUUUAGUACUAUAUUAUAUAUUUUUCUUCAUGUCCAUGAAAAGCUGCAUGUAAAUUUUCUCCUUAAGUACUUCUUUAUUAUGAUUGAAAGUGGGUAGCUAUGUGGUGGUGCUCUGCUUUCAGAAUCAGUGGUGGUUCACAUUAUUAUCUUGAUGAGGAGUAGCACUAAAUUAUAUAUAGUCUCUCAUAUCUGGCUUAGGAAUUCUUUCACUGGCAUUCUUAUUGUGAAAAUGUUUCUCUCUCUCUCUCUCUCUCUCUCUCUCUCUCUCUCUCUCUCUCUCUCUCUCUCUCUCUCUCUCUCUCUCUCUCUCUCUCUCUCUCUCUCUCUAUAUAUAUAUAUAUAUAUAUAUAUAUAUAUAUAUAUAUAUAUAUAUAUAUAUAUAUAUAUAUAUAUAUAUAUGCUCCUUAGGCUCGUGAAGUUACUCUCCUCCAUCUUAUAGUAAGAACUUUCCCACCAACUUCUUUUUACACUUAAAAGUGCAAUUACUCUCCUCCACUCAUCUGGUACUUCCUACAUCCAUGCUGUCACAUAUACUACAUCAUAUAUUUUAACAUUUCUGAUUCCAUCUUUAGCUCCAUGACACUUUAACCUGUCUAUUGUUUUCUCCAUCUGUUCCCUAUUAAUUUCUGUGUAAACUCUCCACUUCCUACCCUACUUAUACUUUUAUUAAACACUUGCUUCCUACCCUAUGAUCAAAUUAGUUGUUUUUCCCUAUAUUGUUUUCCAUACCCUGCUUCUUACAGUAAUACUACUUUUCUAUUCUUUGAAUACUCUCUCACUGUCCUCUUCCCCUCCUACAUCUUACUUUUUUUUUUUUUUUCAGCCAGCUUUCUACCAAACUUUUAAAUUCUCCCAUUUACUUCCUUUUAUCACCAUCAUUUUCCAUUGAUUAGAUAUGUACCAAGUUCUCACUCUUAAUAAAUCUCAACAGUAUUUUAGCUCAUUUGUAAGAAGAAUCAUGUAAUAUCUAUUUGGAAUAUAAUAUUUUUCCACAUUAA
This is a messenger RNA of Portunus trituberculatus (swimming crab), 13579 nucleotides long. RefSeq lists its product as uncharacterized. The record is from RefSeq and is a predicted model, not a curated record. Lineage: Eukaryota; Metazoa; Arthropoda; Malacostraca; Decapoda; Portunidae.